Messenger RNA from Parasteatoda tepidariorum (common house spider), 1630 nucleotides. RefSeq lists its product as uncharacterized. The record is from RefSeq and is a predicted model, not a curated record. Gene Ontology annotation, molecular function: nucleic acid binding; aspartic-type endopeptidase activity. Gene Ontology annotation, biological process: DNA integration; proteolysis. Lineage: Eukaryota; Metazoa; Arthropoda; Arachnida; Araneae; Theridiidae.
UUUGAAUCAACGAAACAUUGGAUUACCAUUGGACACUGAGAGUCUCUUCAAUCAAGGUAGGAAAUUUUCAAUUUUAAAAAUGUAUAAAAAUUCAAAGAAAGAAGACCUAGUAAAAGUAUUAGAGGAAAUAGGAGGCAUCGCAGACAGCAGCGAUAAUAUCGUUAAAUUAAAAGAAAAAAUUGAAUGUUCCGAAAUAUUUAAGAAUGAUUCUGAAUUUGUGUCAGAAAUUUGUUAACUAACGCCGUAGAAGAAAGAAUACAGGCAGCAGACAGGGAACUUAAACGAAGCGAAUUUCAAGUUGAGUUAGAAAAACUAAAAUUAAAAAGACUCGAGAAAGAAAUGCUUUUAUUAGAGGCUAAAAACAAAGCAUUUGAAAUAGACCCUCCCAAAACAAUAAAUGAUACACCUGAAACAAACAUUGAGAAUUUAAUUCAUAGCAUUAAAACUCUAUCUCUUCCAGUUCCAUCGAAACCUGAAAACUUUAAUCAAUUUUUUUCUUCGUUGGAAAGAGCUUUUAGUAAGAAAAACAUAAAUGAAGGACUUAAAGCUGAAAUCUUAAUUAAUAUGCUAGGUGAAAAAGCAAACAACAUCUUGUUAUACAUUGAAGAUGAUGAUUUAAAAAACUAUGAAAAAUUAAAAGCUUUAAUAUUGCGCGAUUUUCAACAAACUCCCCAAGAAUGUUUGAAUAACUUUAAAAAUGCCUCAAAAUUUAAAGAAGAAUCAUAUAUUCAAUUUGCUACUCGCUUAAAUUCACAUUUCGAGUACUAUUGCAAAUUACGUAAAGUUGAAACAUUUAAAUCAUUAUGUAACUUAAUCAUAUCCGAUAAAAUAAUUGAGACAUUAAAUAAAGAGAUGGCCAGUCAUAUUUUAAUCCGUCAGGGAGAAAAUUGGUUUAAUCCUGUCGAGUUAGCACGAGAAUUAGACAUUUACACUACGUCUAAAAAUAUGCCUCACAGACAAGUUUCCAAUACCCAUAAAUAUGGGCAGAACACUUUUUUUCGAAGCGAGAAAAAAUAUUUCAGAAAAAACCAGCCGGAUCGUUUUUCUCAACCAAUAAAUAAACAAAAUAGAGCAGAGAAACAAUGCUACAUCUGCGGAGAAGUCAGCCAUUUUGCACGUGAUUGCGAAAAGAGAUCGAAAAAAACAUACGAAUCCAGAAGCGAUAAAUCAGAAAGAAAAAAUACCCCUCCCAGUGAUAACUUAAAAAAUGAAAGCUUUAGUGUUAAUUCCUGCAAACCAUCUGGAGAGAAUAAUUUUAAGCACGAGUUGAAGUACGCUCAGAUUUAUUUGAAUAAGAAUAUCCCAGUGAAAGCCAUAAUUGAUUCUGGGGCUGAAAUAUCAGUGAUUAAUUCAAAUAAAAUAAAAAUAAGUGAGCCGUCGUUGUCUAAUAUAAUAUUAACAUCGUGUUUUGGAAAUAGGCGAAAAGCGAAACUUGUAGAGAUCCAUAUGUCUUUAAUUCCCAAUGAGUCAGGAUUGAAGGUCAACGCCGCUAUUUCAGAACAUUUAACUUGUGACUGUAUAAUUACGCCUACGCUCUAUAAUCAAUUAAUAAAUCUAGGUCAGCUUUCUUCAAGUGAAAAUACUCAAAUCGUAAAUUCUAAGAGUGAAGAUUUUUAUUAAUGUUCUUGUU